AAGCGCUGCGCUGCAUUGCGGAACUUUAACGGCGCUGUGUUCGGAAAAGGCGUAAACAUCCCGCAAACAUUAGCGCCUGAAAACAGCGACUCAUUGCGCCUCUCUGCGGUUCAUGUAAAGCCUGUCGGUGCCGUCGCCAGUCCCGGUACCGUCCGCAGUGGUCGCAGUGAGCGUCGGCAGAGCAGCAGCAGCAGCGUCGGGGCGUUAGCCAGCCAGCUAGUUAGCAUUAGCCUUAGCUUUAGCACCAGCUACGGACCGGAACCAUGAUAGCGCUCAUCAACAAGCUGCUGGACUGGUUCAAGGCGCUGUUCUGGAAGGAGGAGAUGGAGCUCACCCUGGUGGGGCUCCAGUACUCCGGGAAGACCACCUUCGUCAACGUGAUAGCGUCUGGACAGUUCAGUGAAGACAUGAUUCCUACAGUCGGGUUCAACAUGAGGAAGAUCACCAAAGGAAACGUCACCAUCAAGCUCUGGGACAUCGGCGGUCAGCCUCGGUUCAGGAGUAUGUGGGAACGUUACUGUCGAGGAGUCAGCGCCAUCGUGUACAUGGUGGAUGCAGCAGAUCCGGAGAAGAUCGAAGCCUCUAAGAAUGAACUCCACAACCUGCUGGACAAGCCUCAGCUGCAGGGAAUCCCUGUUCUGGUUCUGGGGAACAAGAGGGACCUGUCAGGAGCUCUGGAUGAGAAGGAGCUCAUAGAGAGGAUGAACCUGUCGGCCAUCCAGGACAGAGAGAUCUGCUGCUACUCCAUCUCCUGCAAGGAGAAAGACAACAUCGACAUCACCCUCCAGUGGUUGAUCCAACACUCCCGGACUAAGAGGAGUUCCUGAGAAAUGACGUCAGAACAGGCCACGCCCACUGUCCCCCUAAUGCCCCCCCCACCCCCACCCCCCCACAGAUGCACUGAUACUAAAUCAGUUUGAUCAGAAACCAAAGACUUGCAGACCUCACAGCAGAUUUUAAAUACAGAACACACAGAACUGAAGAUAAUUUAUCAAUAAUUUAUUGUCAUCAUUAAACAACAGUUUCUCUUCUAUGAACUUUCUUGAAGCAGAAAUCAGGUUUUUGAACUCAGACCAGCCUCCAACAUGCAGGGUUUUAUGAAAGUAGUCUCAAUAUUUCCACCUUAAUGUGAUCAGAAAGGAUCAGCUGCUGUAUCUAUGGAGGUUCCAGCAGAGUUAAAGCAGAAAGAAUGUUUGUCCAACCUGAAAAAUGUGACUGAAAGUAGUUGGACAUCUUGUUCCAGGGUCCUUGACUUACAUGGGAAUUCUGUUCCUACGGUGCAACGUAACGUGACGUAAGUCGGAACUCAUUUAAGUACCUCUGUCGUCACCGAAAAUCAUGAUCUAGGACGCGACGACGUAUUCAUCCGCUCCGCUCGCCAAAUAGUUCCCGCACGAAAUUAGUUUUAACGUCACAAACGCCGUAUGUCAGAAUGAUGGAGCAAGACUUUCUUAAUAAAUUUAUGUCAGAUGGUGACGUAACCAAGAAACACCAUAAGUCGAGGACGUCGUAAACCGAGGACCUGCUGUAAUUUAGAUCUUUGACGUAUUCGGACAAACUGAACCUUUUUCUAUCCGACUCUGUGGCUUAUUAUCAGUGUGUAGAGGUCGUUGAUUCAACCAGUUUCUGUCUGAUAGAUGGUGUCAUUCUAGAAACUUGUUUUAAAAAUAUAACACGCUUUUCAAACCUGCCAGCAGGGUUUGGGUUCAUAUAAUAACCUGAUUAUCUCCUGUUUCUGUUAUUUUACCUGCAUGGAGGAAGUUUAAUCCAAAGCAGUAAAAUGAUAGAAGAUUAAAAAUGAUUACAUUUAUUAACUUGGGUUUCAUUUAUCGAAGUAGAACAGACAUUUUUGUUCAUCAAAGGUUCAGGAAUUACAGGAAAAUAGAGAUUUCUGUCUGGUGUUGUGGAUAUUUUCCCUUAAAGAAGAACUGCUUGCUGUUCGUUCUUCUCUUUCCUGAAAUCUGCCCUUCCAUAGACGGAGUUCUAGCAGCUGGAUGUCGUCAUUCUUUCACUAAACCGGCUCUCAAACAUUAAAACAUCCUGCAGGUGUUUUUCCAGGAGCAGCUUUUAGCAGAAACUCUUAUUUCCUGAUAUUUUCAGUUCAUCACUGACUCUAAACCGACUCUAAACUGAAAACACUUAAGUAGAAAACACCUAAAAUCUCCUGAAACAUUCUUAGAAGAUUCCUAAAAUCUUCAGAAACAUCGUUAGAAGAUACCUAAAAUCUCCAGAAACAUAGUUAGAAGAUACCUAAAAUCUCCAGAAACAUAAACCAAGCUCCUGCUGAGUGUAACUGAAAUAAUAAACCGGACCGAUGAGUCCAGAAUCGUUGGUAUCGGUGCAUCUCCACGGAUCCACACAGCAGCUUCCAGGAGAAAUGAUCUUUAUCUGCUGUCCAGAACUUUUAUUCAUCCAGAAACCUGCGAGAAUCUUUUUCCUUUAACGGAGGUAAAAACCCACCGUUGGCAUCGUUAGCAUCGUUAGCUGCUGUGUGGUCCGUGCUGGUUUCCCAUGAUCCUCAUCUCUCCUCUCCCUCCAUCCAUAGUUUCACUUUCUCUACUCCUUCCUGUCUGUCGUAAACUGCUCGUCCUCCGACUGUUUCCUAUUUUCUUAAUUUUAAAUGUUCUCUCUCUUCCUGGUCGCCAAGCCCCGCCCCCUCGCCAUCUCUCUGUCUCUCUCCGGCCGAGCGAGGGAUUAAGAACCUUUUUAUUGCACUGUUUUGAUUUUUGUUUUUGUAAGAUAUUAAUAAUGAGAAUAAUGUUAAUAAUCUUCUUAUUGUGACAUAACCGGCCGUACAGGAAGUGGUACUUCACCUGCAGAAGGUUUCUGUUCAUAUCUCUGUAAUAAGAAGCUUUUAAUUUCUUUUAUAUUUUUAUUUUAUAUUGUUCUUCUGUUGACUUGGUAAGUCUAACCAGUGUUUCUGCUCUGUCGCUGCUGAUUGGACCGGAGGUGUCAUGUGACCUCAGUGACCUCAUCUGUUUCAGUUUUUUAAUUUAAAAUGUGUUGGUUUUAAAAGUUUUCAUGUUUUCUUCUUGACACGUUUCCAUGAUUUAUGACGACAUGAACGACGGCGUAUUUAUGAGAGAGAUAAAAGAAAUGAUAACAUAAAUUGAAGUUUUUUUAAACUAGUUUUAUUUAAGUUUCCUGUAAUUUAUCAGAUGGUCAGAAAUUAAAGGAAAAUUCAGCGAUUAACACAGAAAAAUGGCCUCAUAAAUAUCUGUGUCUGUGGUCGCCAGUAUUUAAAUUUUAGAUAAUAGAAAAUUUAUUUAAUAGUGUAAUGAAAUUAUCGUUUUGAUUUAAAAUAAAACUCCAUUUAGCGACAAACACUAAUAACCUGUAAACACCAAGAAUUGAGCUGAAAUCAGCAGAAAAAUAUGUGCAAAUAAACUUAACUUGCUGCUUUUUAAUUUAAUUACAUCCAGUUUGUUUUUCCAUUUCUGAAAGCAGGACUUGAAAGAAUCCUGCCAAUAAUUUUAAGUUUUAUUUUUAUUACAAAUGACCUAAAAUUGGGCCGAUUCUAAAAUUAAAUGCAAACAUUUGGAUUCUGAUUUUAAAAUUUACCUGUCAUAUGGCAUUAAUUUAAUUUUUGAAACAUAAUGAUUUUUUUUGUCCAUAUUAAUGUUGACGGCCAUAAACCCACCAAAUGUUCUGCUUUUGGCUGUAGGAGUGAACAUGAGAGUCUUCAUGCACUCACACUUGCCCAAAAUUACUUCAUAAUUGUCCAGAAGGACUCAAAACUAAUCCAAAAUUAAUUAAAAUGUGUUCAGAAUGACUUAAAUUUUGUCCACAAUGACUCAAAGAUGGUCCAAAAUAAUUGAUAUUUGUCCAUAAUGACUCAAAACCAGCUGCAAGAGUGAACAUGACUCCAAAAUGACCCACAGCUGCUCCGAAAUGAAUUAAAAACACGUUCGAAAUGACUCAAAAUUUGUCCCAAAUGACAAAAAAAUUGUCCGAAAUGAAAAUAUGUCCAAAAUAACUGGAAUUUGUCCGAAAUUACUCAAACGUACCUGCGAGACUGAAUACGACAGUCUUCUUAUGAACAUAUUUCUGUUAUUUAUUGGUGCUUCUUUGCUUUAUGCUAAUGAUGAAAGAGAAGGUUUGUGUUUUGUUUUUUUUUACUUAAACCUUCAGCAAAACCUUCAACAUAAAUAAUAAACUCAUAAAUAUUCUGGUCUCUUAAAAACCUCUCUCAGAAAUACUCGAGUCUCAAACCGUAGCACCGAAUCAUUGUUAGCAUUAAUGUGUUAGCAUUACCAUGUUAGCGUGCUAAUGUCCUGGUCAGAUCUGUGGACUCACAUCACAUCCUGGUCCCGACAGCAGCCAAUCAGAUGGCAGAACAAACAGGAAAUGAAGGAGCGUCACCUGUUUGUACGUUGUUCCGUACUGAGCUCGUUUAGGUUCUGAGUGGUCAAACCUUCAGCGGUGCAUCAUGGGAGAUUUAUUCUGCACAAAUUCUGCUUCACUGUCGGGACAAACAGAGCUAAAGAGGUUCGAGGCCUUCGUUAAACGCCCGAUCAAAAGGUUUAGCCAGGAGCGGUCUGAACUUCAGAAGAUGUUCCUCCUCAGCCAGCAUCAUCAUUUAGCCUGUUUAGAAUAUUUCCACAACCUUUAGGUUCCCAGAAACCAUGUUCAGAGGAACCACCAGUGAUGUACAGGUGUGUUAAAGUUUGAUCACCUGAGUUGGAGAAAGAUUGAGGUUCCAGAAAUAGAAGAUCACAGUCUCGAAAACACAAGUUCAACAUUCAAAUAAUCCUUCAGUCUAUAAGUAGAGUUCUUUAAAAUGCUUUUAUUGAUUCCCAGCUCCCAAAUACUCCGGUUCUAAUUCAACAAUGUGAAACUAUACCUACUAAGAACUUGGACUAAACCUGUUAGAUUGGACCAAUGAGACUGAAGAGUGAAAAAAUUGAACCCCGAACAACGCGAGAUCAAACUCAGAAGGAAGUGAGAUUAAACUCCUACAAACCAAACUGUUAAGAACACAAGAUUUAAACCCCAACAAGGGAGAACUAAACUAAAACAAGACGAGAUUAAACCUUUAGAACCAGAUCAGAGCUCCAACAAGGCAAAUUUAAUCUCCCAAGAGUGAGACUCUGAACCUUCAAAAACCUGAAAAAACAUGAGAUUGAACUUGUGAGAACACAAAGUUUAACCUCCAACAGAGUAAAAGUAAACUUGUAGGAACCAAGAUGAAAUCCCUAAAACGCAAGAUCAAACUGGUAGGAACCAAGACUGAAGCCCCAACGGAACCGGAUCAAAUGAGAGAUCAAACGCCCAACAAUGUGAGACUGAACUUGUGAGGACACAGACUUGAACCUCCAGCAGAUCAAAAACAAACUUGUAAGAUGCAAGAUGAACCUGAACAAGGCAAAGGAACUGAAACCCCCAAAAUAUGAGAUCAAACUUGUAGGAACCAAAAGGCUCCCUAAAAUGUGAGAUUAAGCUUUCAAAAAUGCAGGUUUUAACCGCUGAGGAUGUGAGAUGAAACCCUCCAGAAGAUGCUUGAAUCUUCUCUGGUUAGCGAAGGUUCCACACCAAACGCCUGUUCUCAGUGCCAAACUCUAAACAGAACCGUACGUGGUUCUAAGUCUGAAGCUCAGCUCUGUUGAUCCCGACAAUGAAAAUCUGCUUUUAUCUUCAUAAUCACUUUGAACCGUGAAUCUGAAGCAGCUGGUGAAGGCCUGAAGGUUCCUGAAGAUCCUGAAGGUUCCUGAUGAAACAACAACAAGCACAACCGACUAAAUGUCUGUAAACCAACAGCUCUGGAACGUUCAGACCUUCAGAGGAUCGGUUCUCCAGCUGCUUCGGCGUUCAGGUUCUGGUGUUUUCUGAACCAACGAGGAGUCGUUGUCCACUCGAGAUCUUCUGAUCAGCCAGAAAAGUGAUUAUUAGUUAUUGAUGACGUCAGACAGGAUGAAGUGCAGGGAGGACUUCAGGAACACAUUAUGUUGGAACCUGGUGUCCUGGAAAGACCUGAAGUCCUCCUGAAGGUCUGCUCUGGUUGGUUCUGGUCUCUUCUGUUGGCAUGCUGAGGGCAGGGAUUGUAUAUCUGUGGAACCUGAUGAAGUAAAUGGAAACUUUGGUGCAACUUUACCAAAAAAUGGCCUUAAUCCAGUGUGUCAACCUGAGUAUUAACCUGCGGAAAAGUACUGCAAGUACUUCAAACAAUGCAAUAAAGUAGUUCAAGUGUCGACAUUGUGCUCUAACAUGGUGUUCUAGAUGAGGUGGGAUCGCAUGGAGCUUACAGUACUUUUCUUACGGGUCGUACAUUGGAAUAUGGUCAUUGAGAUACGAAGCCUGACCUGUUACGUUUGAAGGUGGAUGAUGAAGACCUGAGGUCCUGCAGGUACAAACUGAAGCUGUGCAGGAUCCUUAACGGUCGUCCUGUGCAGUUAAAUUCUCAUCAGAAAGUCGUUAACUUGAGUUUCUGGCAGAAUUGGCAGCAAAAAAAAGGCAAAAUCCAGAUGGAACGAGCAGCAUCUGCAGCCUCUUAAAUGACCAAACAGUCGAAUCAACACUGAACCUUCAAACCUUCACUAAGGAGGGUUGGUGUUGAUUUCUAAUAACCAGACUGGAGGCUACUUCCUGUAGCACUUGAAAAAUAACUCUGGAAACAGACCAGCGUCAGUUUAAGGUUUCCAGAGCUUUUGACCACAUCGCCAGAGUAUCUGCAGCCUUUGAGGAGUCUUAGAAAGUCACAAAAGUCUUAAGAGGUCUUCAGUUCUGAGAUUUGAUACCAACAUGAUUUAAAGUUGCAGCGUUAAAUGUCAAAUCAGUUGGUUUUACGUCCUACAGAGUCUUAAUUUUUAGACAGAACCUCCUGGACCGUCACAACAGCGACUCUUCAACUCAUUUUCCAGUUUGUGAAAGAAGAUGUUGGAAAGUUUCCGCAUGUGGCCACGAAAUGUCCCCACAUGCGGCUCGUUUAUUAGGUUGUCCAAACAGAACUUCCUGUGUUGUGACACAUGAAGGUUGGAUCAUUUCAGGUCUGAAGACGAGUAACGUUUCUAAAGUUAUAAUGGCUAGUAGAUGGGUGAAAACGUGGCUGAAAGCUUCAUAGGUUCUGGUUCCGUCUGGGUUUUCCUGCUGCUGGUUCUGUCGGCGGCUGCAGGAUGAACUCGGUCAGACAGCGUCAGUCUGAACCUGUUUGUACAUUAUUGUUUGAUUCAGUUGAUAUAAUGUGUUUUAAUAGAAACAUGCUUGUGUAUGAUACUAAUUAAAUACUAUGGAGAAACGAA
Molecule: messenger RNA, 7235 nt
Organism: Amphiprion ocellaris (clown anemonefish)
Lineage: Eukaryota; Metazoa; Chordata; Actinopteri; Pomacentridae
Product: ADP-ribosylation factor-like protein 8A
Exons: 7
Coding region: 264-827 (187 amino acids)
Biological process (GO): protein transport; anterograde axonal transport
Cellular component (GO): lysosomal membrane
Molecular function (GO): GTPase activity; GTP binding
Source: RefSeq, a predicted model, not a curated record